Molecule: messenger RNA, 1335 nt
Organism: Anoplophora glabripennis (Asian longhorned beetle)
Lineage: Eukaryota; Metazoa; Arthropoda; Insecta; Coleoptera; Cerambycidae
Product: arrestin domain-containing protein 3-like
Exons: 9
Coding region: 42-1310 (422 amino acids)
Biological process (GO): protein transport
Cellular component (GO): cytoplasm
Source: RefSeq, a predicted model, not a curated record
GUCCGCCACUGAACCCAACCAGUCAGCCGCACGCGAGUUUGAUGCGUUUUUCCAUCUCUAUAUCCAUCAAUAGGCAAGAAUUGACAACACAGAAAUUAGUUGGUGAAUUAGAUAGGACUGAGAACUCUAAGAUGUCACAAUGUAAAGUUUGGUUGGAUAAUUAUAAUGGACAGUACUAUCCCGGUGCACAAAUACAAGGAAAAGUUAUCUUGAACUUCAAUGAUGAGACUAAAUUAAGAAAAUUGGUCGUAAGAAUUGUAUGUCAUGAGCACACGGAAUGGUUAGGGUCAGAAAGCUACUAUGAUUCUGAGGAAAAUCAACAGAAAUCUAGAGAUACUCUCUUUAAGGGCGAUAACGAUGCUUUUUCUACAGAAUUAAUUUUAUAUGGGGGUCUAUCUGGAACAACUUCACUAUCCACUGGGCAGCACAUUUAUCCAUUUACUCUUAACUUACCCAACAAUUUGCCUGGUACUUACCACUGUGAAUACGGAUCUAUUUCAUAUAAGCUCGUAGCUGUUGUAGACCGACCAAUGGCCUUAGAUUAUGAAGACCAAGUCAUAUUUGUAGUUGUAGCUCCUGUUGAUCUGAAUCUUCUGAGGAGACCAGAGCUACUGGCGCCCAGUUCAUAUUCCGACGAUAAAACUCUUUGCUGCUGGUGCUGCGCUCAAGGGCCUAUAUCUUUGGAUGUUGACCUACCCAAGAGGACUCUUGUUCCUGGAGAAACUAUAAAUGUCACAGCUCGGUUAACUAAUAUGUCGAAUACUAACGUUGAAGGAGUUGGUUUUGAAAUGAAACAGAGAAUUAUAUGUCUAGUGAAUGAACCAAACAAAGAAGAGAAAGAGAUAGAUAAUAUUCUUGUGGAUGUAAACGAAGUUGGCCUAGGAGCUCACGGAGAGCAUACUUACACUUUUAACGUUAUGUUACCGAUGAACGUUCCCAUUCCAAAUUUUUCGCAGUGCAGGCUUUUCAAAGCCGAAUACGUUUAUAAGGUUGUAGCUAAGCUGCCUUCUGUGCACAAAAAUUUAGAAGUGUUCAUGUAUCCAGAAAUAGGAAAUAUACAAAUUUACCAAGAAGGGUACCCAGGUGGAUUUAACCAAGGAGGAUUUGUACCUGGAGGACCACAACCUGGCUAUCCAGAAAAUCCAGGCCCCCGUUAUCCUCCUCCAGUGGGAGGAGUUCCUGUUUAUCCUCCUCUGGCUCCAACAGCUCCACCGUCCGAUUAUUCAAAAUCACAAGAUGCUAGUAUGCCAAGUGGAAAUUUGCCUUCGGAACAGCCUCCUCCAACAUAUGAUUCUCUAAAUAUGAAAUAAAAUGGCAGCUUUCAAUGUAUAGAUG